This is a messenger RNA of Penicillium malachiteum, 276 nucleotides long. RefSeq lists its product as uncharacterized. The record is from RefSeq and is a predicted model, not a curated record. The coding region runs from base 1 to 276 and encodes 91 amino acids. The transcript has a single exon. NCBI's taxonomy places the organism in Eukaryota, Fungi, Ascomycota, Eurotiomycetes, Eurotiales, Aspergillaceae.
AUGUUUAUCAAAGAGGAUGUUUACUGGUCUGGGUUUCAGUAUGAGAUUAAGGGUAAGUAUAAGUAUGGUAGUAAUGAUGGUAGUAAUAGCGAUGGCGAUGGUGAUGGCGAUGGUGAUGGCGAUGGUGAUGGCGAUGGUGAUGGUGAUGGUAAUGGCAAUGGUGAUGGCAAUGGCGAUGGCGAUAGUAAUGGCGAUGAUAAUGAUAAUAACAAUGAUAAUAGUGACGGUGAUAGUAGUGGUGAUGGCAAUAGCGAUAGUGGCGAUAAUAGCAUUUAG